Messenger RNA from Caenorhabditis remanei, 2289 nucleotides. RefSeq lists its product as uncharacterized. Gene Ontology annotation, molecular function: mRNA binding. Lineage: Eukaryota; Metazoa; Nematoda; Chromadorea; Rhabditida; Rhabditidae. Gene Ontology annotation, cellular component: nucleolus. The transcript is spliced from 6 exons. The coding region runs from base 1 to 2289 and encodes 762 amino acids. Gene Ontology annotation, biological process: regulation of translation. The record is from RefSeq and is a predicted model, not a curated record.
AUGGGGAAAAUCGACGACAAGAAGAAAAAAUUCAAGGGAAAGAAGAAGGUGAAGAAUGUGUUGGAGAAAAAGGCCAAAGGAUUGAAGCUCAACAAGAUCGACAGAAAGAGAAUUGUAAAGAUCGAAGAAAAGGCUGCGCUGAAAAGCCAAGUCAACAAAGCUGUCAAAGAAGCAUUGGAGAAGCAAGUAAAGAACUCUUCGACAUCAAUUUUUGAUAACGACGGAACUCGUGAUUCGUUAUGCUCGGAAUCCUCGUUCGGAAGUCAACCAGCUCCAAAAAAGAAGUCCAAGAAGGUGUUGUUCUCUGGAGAACUAGAGCACGUUAAAGUUUUCGACAAACGUGUACAUGAUCUUCAAAUUGAGCCAUCAAAAGCUUCUCCCGGCAGAGGAAUCCUCAGAUCUCCACUGGACAAGAAAGUCAAGAAGCUGCCAAAGACGGUAAAAGUUGUUGAUGAAGAGGAAUCAGUUGCCCCACCAAAGAAGAAACUCAAGGUCAGCACCAAAAAGGCAGUUGUUGCUGAACCAGCUGAGGAAGAUAACUUGGAGUCGGUAGACGAGCAAACUGGUGCAGAUGAAUCUCUCGUCGAUGUUCCAAAACUGAAGAGAAAGAGAACGCCAAUUCAAGUCACAAAAUCAGUAAAAGAGCAACUUUUGAAUAUGCCAAGAAAGGAGAGAAAACAAUUCCUCAGAGAACUAAAGCUGAAACGAAAGCCUGAAGGGGAACGUGCUCAGAAGUGCAAAGUUCUCUGGGAAAAGAUCAGAAUGGGAAAAACACCGAAAUCUGAGAAAGAUGAAGCUAUUCACGAGCUUUAUGGACUUGUUAAAGGACACGCUUCCAAGUUGAUUUAUGCUCACGACACAAGCAGAGUUAUUGAGUGUCUUGUUGCCACUGAACGUGAAGGAAUUAUCAACAAUUUGUUCAAUGAACUCACACCAGAAAUUGUGAGAAUGUCGAAGAAUGUUUACUCCAAAUUCUUUGUCAAGAAAAUGUUGAAAAAUGGCACCAAAGAACAACGUGAUCUUAUCAUCAACGCAUUCCGUGGUCAUGCUCCAACUUUUCUCAGAAUCAAGCACGCCGCCGAGGUUCUUGAGUACGCUUACAACGACUUCGCCAACGCUCACCAACGUUAUAACAUCAUCACUGAAUUCUACGGAAAAGAGUUCAUUCUCUUCAGAGAGGAAAACAUCCGAUCAUUGACAGAGAUCCUUGCCGAAAAACCUGAGAAAAAGACUGUUAUCCUGAAGCAUUUAGACGAGAUCAUUGGAGCAGUCAACGAGAAAGAAACUCUUCGACUCUCCAUUCUCCACAAACUUAUGCUCGACUUUUUCGAGAAUUGUGACGAAGAGAAGAAAGUAAAUCUUCUUGAUUCACUGAAAGACAAGAUCCCCGAGUUCAUCCAUACCCCAGACGGUGCCAGACUUGCUAUCAAAUUAAUCUGGUUCGCUCCAGUGAAAGAGAGAAAGCUGAUUGUCAAGAAUUUCAAAGAUUUGUCCGUUAAAGCAGCAAUGGAACACUAUGGUCAUCGUGUUCUUCAAGCUCUCUUCGACACUGUCGACGAUACAGUUUUGUUGAACAAAGUUAUUGUGUCAGAGUUGGCAAAUGAGAUGAAAAAGUUGAUCGAAGACGAUUGGGGAGAGAAGGUUAUCCACUAUUUGGUGCAUCCAAGAGACGCCAGAGGAAUUGACAGAAGAGAAAUUGCAUUCCUCGCCGAAGGAGAUAGUAAUCCACACUCGAAGAAGACACAGGCAGACAGAUACGGACAACUGUAUGCUGCAAUUACCGAGAACUUGUAUCCAUAUUUGGCUGCUAACUUCGAGGAACUUGUCUUCGAAGCUAACAAACAUAAGUUUGUUGCUGCUUGUCUCGAGACAACAUCUAGCUACGAUCUUUUCGACCGACAAGUUCCAUCAGAAGCGCGCAAAAGCUGCAACGAAGCUAUUGUUGAGCUUGCCAAAAAGGACUUCGUGCCAAUGGACCAAGAAGGUUUCCACAUUAUCGAACAUCCAUCUGGAAACUUUGUACUUUCGGCUAUUAUGCGAUGUGAUUCGGCUCUACCAGAAGAUGAACGAUUGUCGGUUGCUCUUGCAGAAGGACUCACAAAACAACAGAUCGGUUCAUGGGUUACAUGUAACAGAGGAUGUCAUAUUCUUCUGAAAAUGCUUCAAGUUGGAGGACCUAAAGUAGUCGAGAAGCUGAAGGCGUCAAUCAACCGAAAACAUUUGGAUGGAUACACCUCGAAAGGAGCCAACCACCUGAAGGCUCAACUUGAUGGAAAGGUCACGAAGUAA